AUGACUGGUGAGAACUGCACCAGGGUGACCCACUUCAUCCUCUUGGGCCUCACAGAGCAUCCCCGCCUGAAGCCCAUCCUUUUUGCCCUCUUCCUGGGCAGCUACGUGCUGACUCUGGUGGGAAACCUCAGCAUCGUUGUGCUGGUCAGGGUCAGUCCUCAGCUCCGCACCCCCAUGUACUUUUUCCUCAGUAACUUGUCCUUCUUGGACAUUUGCUAUUCCUGUGCCAUCAGCCCCAAAAUGCUGCUGGAUCUUUCACAAAAACACACGGCCAUUUCUUUCCCUGGCUGCAUCCUGCAGUUUCACUUCUAUGCUGUUUUUGUCACGGCUGAGGUUUACCUUCUGGCUGCCAUGGCCUAUGACCGCUACGUGGCCAUCUGCAACCCCCUGCUCUACGGGGUCAUCAUGUCCCCUGGGCUCUGUAGGUGCCUGGUCGCUGGGUCCUACCUUGCCGGACUGUUGAAUGCCCUGGCCCACACCAGCGCCUUGCUCCGACUCUCUUUCUGUGGCCCUCAGGUCAUCAAUAACUUCUUCUGCGAUGGGCCCCCGUUGUUCGUUCUCUCCUCCACUGACACGUGGGUCAAUGAGGUUGUGAUGUUUCUGUUUGUGGGCUUCAACUGGACCGCCACCAACCUGCUCAUCAUCGUCUCCUACGCGCGCGUCGCGGCGACCAUCGUGAGGAUGCCCUCCGCUGAAGGCCGGCGCAAAGCCUGCUCCACCUGCGCCUCCCACCUGGCAUCCGUCACCGUUUUCUACCUAUCUGCUGCUUUCAAUUACAUGCAACCCAGUUCAAUGAACUCAAUGGAAAAUAAGAAAAUUGCAUCCAUCUUUUAUAGUAUUAUAGUCCCCAUGCUGAAUCCCUUGAUUUACAGUCUGAGGAACAAGGAGGUGAAGCAUGCCAUAAUCAAUAUUAUCAAUACUAUCAGUAGGAAAAUGUGCUUUUGA
Tinamus guttatus (white-throated tinamou) is the source of this 945-nucleotide messenger RNA. RefSeq names its product olfactory receptor 5J3. Gene Ontology annotation, biological process: G protein-coupled receptor signaling pathway. The record is from RefSeq and is a predicted model, not a curated record. Gene Ontology annotation, molecular function: olfactory receptor activity; G protein-coupled receptor activity. NCBI's taxonomy places the organism in Eukaryota, Metazoa, Chordata, Aves, Tinamiformes, Tinamidae. Gene Ontology annotation, cellular component: membrane.